Molecule: messenger RNA, 591 nt
Organism: Vicia faba (fava bean)
Lineage: Eukaryota; Viridiplantae; Streptophyta; Magnoliopsida; Fabales; Fabaceae
Source: the annotation of a GenBank genome assembly
AUGCAUUCCCAACACUUCCUCACUUUCUUCUUCUUCCUUCUCCUCUCCAUCACCACCCUCACUUCCUCAACACCAUCCUCACAAAACGAUGACACUUUCGAUUUUGCUCGUCCUAUAGAUCGCAAAUUAUUAGGCAUAAACAAAAAAGAAAAGCUAAGUCAUUUCAAAUUCUAUUGGCAUGACAUAUUGAGUGGAAAAAACCCAUCUUCAGUCAUGGUUGUCCCACCAACAUUAAACUCAAGCACUGCUUUUGGUUUAGUCAACAUGAUUGACAACCCUUUAACAUUAGGACCAGAACUCAGUUCCAAACUUGUUGGAAAAGCUCAAGGCUUCUAUGCUUCUGCUUCACAGGUUGAACUUGGUUUUCUUAUGGCUAUGAAUUUAGCUUUCAUUGAAGGAAAAUAUAAUGGAAGUACUAUUACUAUUUUGGGGAAGAAUCCUGCUAUGAAUAACGUUAGAGAGAUGCCUGUUGUUGGUGGAAGUGGACUCUUCAGAUUUGCUAGAGGAUAUGCUCAAGCUCAUACUCAUUGGAUUGAUCUCAAAUCUGGAGAUGCUGUUGUUGAGUACAAUGUUUAUGUUUUUCAUUAUUGA